UAUAUAAAGGCAGUCAUCCAGAUGUGGCAAGGGUAUUGAAUAACGUUGCAUACAGUUAUGACAAUCUAGGAGAUGCACGAAAAGGAUUAGAAUGUAGACUACAAGCACUGGAAAUGUGUCGAGAUGUAUAUAAAGGCAGUCAUCCAGAUGUGGCAAAAGUACUGGAUAACGUUGGAUACAGUUAUGACAAACUAGGAGAUGCACGAAAAGCGUUAGAAUACAGACUACAAGCACUGGAAAUGUGUCGAGAUGUAUAUAAAGUCAGUCAUCCAGAUGUGGCAAGGGUAUUGAAUAACGUUGGAGACAGUUAUGACAAACUAGGAGAUGCACGAAAAGCGUUAGAAUACAGACUGCAAGCAAAGGAAAUGUAUCGAGAUUUAUAUAAAGUCAGUCAUCCAGAUCUGGCAAGAUUAUUGGACAACGUUGGAGGCAGUUAUGAUAAGUUGGAAAGUGCACAAAGAGGAUUAAAGUUCGAUGCGGAAGGAAUCGAAAUAUGUCAAAAUUUAUCUAAACUGAGUCAUCCGGAUGUUGGAAGAUCUUCGAAUGACAUGGUGUGUAGUUACGAUGCAGUGAAAGAAGCACAGCAAGAAUUAGAGUAUGGAGUAGAAGAAUCAGGCUUGUAUGGAGAUUUAAAUUCAGGUAGUCAUCCAGUUUUUGCAGGUUCAUUGAUUAAUGUUGGAUAA
Messenger RNA from Didymodactylos carnosus, 683 nucleotides. The record is from the annotation of a GenBank genome assembly. Lineage: Eukaryota; Metazoa; Rotifera; Eurotatoria; Philodinida; Philodinidae.